UUUAGUCUUUACGACAGUAUGUAUAAAGGUGUGCUUUAGGCCCUCAAGGGUUUUUCACUUUAUUGUACGACGAUACCUUUGAUCUAAUAACAAUCAAACAGAUUGAGAAUGGAUUCAUCUCCCGAGGGGAACUCAGAAUGUGCGCAACAACAGAAGAUCGAGAUUCAGAACAGCCACAACGAGAAACUCGUCGGUCUGCUUCACGAAACUGGUUCAAGAGAAGUCGUGGUGUUAUGCCACGGAUUCAAAUCGGACAAGAACAACACGAUCCUCAAGAAUGUGGCUGCUGCUCUAGAGAAAGAAGGGACCAGCGCUUUUCGUUUUGAUUUCUCUGGUAACGGAGAGAGUGAAGGCGGUUUCAAUUACGGUAACUACAGGUACGAAGCUGAUGAUCUGCACUCCGUCAUCCAGCACUUCUCUAACGCCAACCGUGUCGUCACUACCAUUAUCGGACACAGCAGAGGAGGCAACGUGGUGCUCCUCUACGCCUCCAAGUACGGUAACAUCCGCAAUGUAAUCAGUAUAUCGGGACGUUAUGAUCUGAAAAAGGGCAUACGUCUUGGAGAUGGGUAUCUCGAAAGAAUCAAGGAGCAAGGAUUCAUCGAUGCUAAAGAGGGCAAAUCCGAGUUCCGUGUUACCCACGCGAGCUUGAUGGAGAGGUUAGAGACGGAUAUGCAUGAAGCUUGUCUCAAGAUUGACAAACAAGUCAGAGUCUUGACGGUUCAUGGUUCCGGUGAUAAGGUAGUGCCAGCGGGAGAUGCUGAGGAGUUUGCAAAGAUCAUACCUAACAACAAGCUGGAGAUUGUGAAGAAAGCUGAUCAUGGUUAUACCAAGCAUCAAACUCAACUCGUUUCAACUGUUUUGGAGUUCAUCAAGUGACAGUCAUUGAGAAAGUAGUAGUCUUUUUUUUUUUUGUUGAUUUCAGUUGUUGUUGGAUGUAUUGUUUCACCUAACGAAUACUGAAUUUACAUGAGAGUUUAAUUAA
Molecule: messenger RNA, 985 nt
Organism: Raphanus sativus (radish)
Lineage: Eukaryota; Viridiplantae; Streptophyta; Magnoliopsida; Brassicales; Brassicaceae
Exons: 1
Coding region: 109-879 (256 amino acids)
Cellular component (GO): cytosol
Source: RefSeq, a predicted model, not a curated record